CCUAGCAGCCCAGAGAUGACUGCCUGCCAGACUCAGUCUAGUGCAGGACUGCUCUGGACGCUGCUCUGGAGUCCCAGUCUGCAGGUGGCCCCAAGAGCGGCUGUCCUUCCCUCACAGAUCUGGGACACGGCGGGUCAGGAAAGGUUCCAGUCCCUUGGCGUGGCCUUCUACCACGGAGCAGACUGCUGUGUGCUGGUGUUCGACGUGACGGCCCCCAACACAUUCAAGACCUUGGACAGCUGGAGGGAUGAAUUCCUCAUCCAGGCCAGCCCCCGGGACCCUGAGAACUUCCCCUUUGUCGUGCUGGGGAACAAGAUCGACCUUGAAAAUAGACAAGUGGCCACAAAGAGGGCACAGGCCUGGUGCUACAGCAAAAACAACAUUCCCUACUUCGAGACCAGUGCCAAGGAAGCCAUCAACGUGGAGCAGGCAUUCCAGACGAUUGCCCGGAAUGCGCUUAAGCAGG
Chinchilla lanigera (long-tailed chinchilla) is the source of this 466-nucleotide messenger RNA. Its product is annotated as ras-related protein Rab-7a-like. Gene Ontology annotation, biological process: endosome to lysosome transport; phagosome-lysosome fusion. Lineage: Eukaryota; Metazoa; Chordata; Mammalia; Rodentia; Chinchillidae. Gene Ontology annotation, cellular component: lysosome; phagocytic vesicle; late endosome. The record is from RefSeq and is a predicted model, not a curated record. Gene Ontology annotation, molecular function: GTP binding; GTPase activity.